CUAAGCCCCGCCCGCCGUGGCGAGCAUGUUCGUGCAUCCACACGGGAUCAUCCGCGGAAAAGGAAGAUAAUCACAGGCUGUCAGAAAAGUUUUCCUGCCGGGAAAGGAUCGGGCUCGAUCGGGCAGAGGACCGCCGGAGGAUCGCGCUCUAAGGAUUGUUAAUUAUCACAAUAAACUGUAUUCAUCAUGGACGCGCUUAAAUCCGCCGGGCGCGCGAUCAUUCGCAGUCCCAGUCUGGCUAAACAGUCGUGGACCUCUGGAAAACAUAAAAAGCUGCCAGAGAACUGGACAGACACGCGGGAGACGCUGCUGGAGGGGAUGGUCUUCCAGCUGAAGUAUCUGGGCGUGACGCUGGUGGAGGAACCCAAAGGAGAAGAGCUCUCAGCCGCUGCUGUCAAGAGAAUCGUUGCCACAGCUAAAGCUGGUGGGAAGAAGCUUCAGAAGGUGAUGCUGAAGGUUUCUCCUCGAGGGAUUAUUCUCUAUGACAGUGUAUCAAACCAGCUAAUAGAGAAUGUGUCCAUAUACAGGAUAUCAUACUGCACGGCUGAUAAGAUGCAUGAUAAAGUGUUCGCCUACAUCGCUCAGAGUCAGCGCAACGAAACGCUGGAGUGUCACGCGUACCUCUGCACAAAGAGGAAAGUGGCUCAGGCGGUGACGUUAACCGUGGCUCAGGCUUUCCGUGUGGCGUUUGAGUUUUGGCAGGCUGCUAAAGAAGAGAAAGAGAAGCAGGUGAAGUGUGGAUCUGAUGGAGAGGCGGCCAGCAGCUCUCAGUCGGAGAGUUCAGUCAGUCUGGGCAGCACCAAAGGAGGAGAGGUGGCCACUGGGGAUCUACUGGACCUUGAAAUUGGAGUAAAGGAUCACUCAGGAAAAGACGCCACACACCCGGCACAGAACCUCAGCACAGAGAACAACAACACUGUCUGGGAACUUGAGGAUGGUCUAGAUGAGGCUUUCUCAAGACUCGCUGAGUCUCGCACUAACCCCCAGAUGCUGGACAUUGGGGUAAACCCUCAGGACUACAACCCUGAAGAGUGCCUGUCGCCUAGCAACUGGGACAGAGGCGAUGCUGAGGCUGCUGAUGCGGAGGACGCGUUCGGAUUCUGAUCGGAGGACCGCGGAGGAACCACACUAAAGCGAUGGAGCUCGUCUCAGCGGCGCCCUCUGGCGGCCUCAGAGCACACCGCGGCCGGCUUUGAGUUGACAUGAGGGUCGGCAAACCCAACGAGAUGACUUCAACAAAAUCACAGACCAAAGCAAUAACACCCCACCCCUCUCCCCAAAUUAUGUUUAAGUAUAUUGAGAUUUUAAGAUUUCUGUUAGUAUACUUCCCAUACCCCCCCCCCCCCUUUUUGUUGUAUGAAUAUGAAAUGUAUGUGCACAACAAUAACAAUAACUAAUAUUUGCUGAUUUGUUAUUAUUAUUAUUAUUAUUAUUAAUGGGUUUAAUUGCUGAGGCUAGCUUUGCAAUUCUAUGCAGUCGAAUUUCUGAAUAUAUAGUGUGAUUUAUUUUAGAUUUCGGGGCAAUGCUUACUAAAUUACAUGAUGUUUGACGUUUGUGUGGAGUUGGAUUGUGAUUUUUUUAAGUGGUGAAGGUGUCGUAUAUGUGAGUCGUCUGCCCUCCGAUGUGUGCAAAUGAAUGAUAAGCAGACACAAAGCAUGGACAAAAAAAUUUAUAAAAAAAAAAAAAGAAAAGAAAAGAGUAGGCAGGGUAUUUAAACGAGACAAUCUUUUUUUUUUCUAUCAAAAUGUAUUUUUACACUUCUAUCUUCUUUAACUUCCUCAACUUAUUGUUCAUUCUUCAUCAGGUUACUAUACUCAUCCAGUAAAGCACUAUGGAUUUCACAGUACCAGAUGGUAUUAGGGACUUCAUAGUAUCAUGGUACUACUAUAUGUGAGUGUUUAAAAAUCAAAAACAUUGUAUUACCAUGGAUGUCCAUGGUAUGUUUUUAUAGAAAUUCCAAUAUAUAUUUUUUUUGCAAUAUUACAUGUAUUCCUUUGCCCAAAAAUAUGUCAAAAAAUGUUCAUGUAUAUAUAUAUGAUCAUAAUAAUUGAGCAAAGAACUGACUGUUGUUUUAAUUGAACUUAAUGCAGACAGUUAUUUUGUAGUUUACUGAUGCUCUGUAUUCAGGUCUCAUUACACUUCAUGAGUAGAAUUUAUAACACCUCAGUGUUAGUUUCAGUUUGCAUUAUUCAUUUCAUGUUCAUAAAGUAAAACUGUCAUGAAAAUGC
Messenger RNA from Carassius gibelio (silver crucian carp), 2228 nucleotides. Its product is annotated as low density lipoprotein receptor adapter protein 1-B. Bases 187 to 1104 code for a protein of 305 amino acids. The transcript has 9 exons. The record is from RefSeq and is a predicted model, not a curated record. Gene Ontology annotation, cellular component: early endosome. Lineage: Eukaryota; Metazoa; Chordata; Actinopteri; Cypriniformes; Cyprinidae.